ACUUUAUUCCUGAAUAAGUUUCAUUCAUCAUUGUCUUUUACAAGUGGUGGUGGUGUUGUUGUUGUUGUUGUCACUUGGCGUUGAAUGAAGACCACAAAGCAAAACAAGUCGACUGAAAACAGUUAUUCUCGAUCAAAAGAUACCGUGGAAGCACAAUUGAUAGACCAUAUGGAAGCGUUCAACUUGCAUAAGAAAGCUUUAUCAAGAGAUUAUAUUGUGAAGCCUAGACUUGAGUAUAGAACAGUGUCAGCAGUAAAUGGCCCCUUGGUCAUUUUACAAAAUGUCAAGUCACCAAGGUUUGCAGAGAUAGUAAACGUAACACUGGGUGAUGGCAGUAUGAGAAGAGGGCAAGUGUUGGAAAUCAACGACGAUAAAGCAGUAGUGCAGAUUUUUGAGGGGACCACAGGCAUUGACAACAAGAAGACGGUUUGUCAGUUUACGGGAGAAAUAUUGAAAACACCAGUAUCCGUGGAUAUGUUGGGUAGAGUGUUCAAUGGUUCUGGAAAGCCUAUUGAUGGUGGUCCCCCUAUCUUACCAGAAGCUUAUUUGGAUAUUCAGGGUCAACCUAUUAACCCUCAGAGUCGAACCUAUCCUGAGGAAAUGUUUGAAACGGGUAUCUCAAGUAUCGAUGUGAUGAAUUCUAUUGCCAGAGGUCAAAAGAUUCCCUUGUUUUCCGGAGCAGGGUUGCCUCAUAAUGAAGUUGCCGCACAAAUUUGUAGACAAGCUUCGUUGGUAAAGCGUUCAGGCAAAGACGAAGAAGAUUUUGCUAUUGUAUUUGCUGCAAUGGGAGUGAAUAUGGAAACUGCACGCUUUUUUAGGCAAGACUUUGAAGAGAAUGGUGCUAUGGAAAGAGUCACCUUAUUCUUGAAUUUGGCAAAUGAUCCUACCAUUGAACGUAUCAUUACUCCUCGUCUGGCAUUGACUUUUGCGGAAUAUCUUGCUUAUGAAAAAGGAAAGCACGUGUUGGUUAUUUUGACAGAUAUGAGUGCAUAUGCGGACGCAUUGCGUGAAGUCUCUGCAGCACGUGAAGAGGUACCUGGAAGAAGAGGUUAUCCUGGUUAUAUGUAUACAGAUUUGGCAACCAUUUCUGGUCGAGCCGGUGGACGUGGCAGGGCUUCCAGUGUUCAAUUGCUCAUAUUGCCCAUAUUGACUAUGCUGAUAUGACUGAUCUUAUUCCUGCUCUUCCUGGUGUUAGAUGGUA
Molecule: messenger RNA, 1201 nt
Organism: Galdieria sulphuraria
Lineage: Eukaryota; Rhodophyta; Bangiophyceae; Galdieriales; Galdieriaceae
Product: V-type H+-transporting ATPase subunit b
Exons: 7
Coding region: 85-1164 (359 amino acids)
Biological process (GO): ATP metabolic process; proton transmembrane transport
Molecular function (GO): ATP binding
Source: RefSeq, a predicted model, not a curated record